AGGACACGCUUACAUCAAUCUGGCAACACAGACCUCGCGCUCCUCGGAGCUCUGCACGAGCGUGUGGGAAUAAACGAAAAUAACCGUCACUUUAACUACAAGCCUGGAAACAUUAAUAGUUUAAGACUGGAUUUGUUCAAGACAAAAGAGAUAUUGUUCGAUGCCUCAUAAGGAGACAGAGGCCAUGGAUGUCCAGCAGAAUGGCGGAAAGGAUCGAACCCACAGGAACCAUCUGAUCCGGCCUGAGAGCAGAGUGGAGGUACAAGACAUCACACAACAGCCAGAUCCUCUUCCAGCAAGGCUUCCAUGUGCCAAUGGAAUAGGUUACGAGGGAAGUGAUGACUCUUUAACAGACAUCGUAAUCACGAAUGAAGAUGCUUUACUGCUUCCCGACCAUGUGCCAGCGAUCGUGCACAAACUCGACAAAGAGACUCCCAGCCCCCUCAAUGGUCUUUCUUCUCCAGACACUGGGUCUAAUCGAUCUCCACCUGUCUGCACACCACCCUCCCCAUCUAAAGGUCAAAGGGCACCUGAUCCUGCACACAAACCCCACAAACCCCACAGAAAGCGUCCUCCCUCCACCUCCAAAAGCCAACAGAGUUUAAAAACAAGCAGCGGUCAGAUCCAGGACGUUGCCGGUGAUGACUGCUGCGUGCACUGUGUCCUAGCCUGUCUGUUCUGUGAGCUGCUGCCCAUGUGCUCAGCCGUGGCUCAGUGUUUGGCCUGCGGAAUGGAGUGCGAUGCACUGUGCUGCUGUGGCGAGGUGUGCGGAGGCCUGGCGUGUUGCACCGGUGACCCCUGCGCCGCUGUAAUGGACUGUGCCAUCCUAGAGGACUGCUGCCAAUCCUCAGACUGCCUAGAGAUCUGUCUAGAGUGCUGCUCUAUCUGCUUCCCUACUUAGACAGCAAAUAGCCAACGAGGAGGAUGUUAGUACAAUUACAGAGAUGAUCUGGAAUGUGACCUCACACCAGUGUGUUGCGGAAAGGUUUGUUGUUAUGGAGGUUGCAUGACUUAUUUAUUCUGUAGGCUGGUGGCUGAGAUCAAGGUGUGAUUGCUAUGUGCUACAGUAAAUGAGUCUGUGUGUGAACAUAAAUCUCAUACGCAUAUAUACACACACACACAUAAUGCAAAGAUGCUUAUAAUGAUGUCAUGAAGUGAAGAAGAGGUAUAAGAACAUGUGAACAAGAGGCCUUACUGUAUUUAUGGACUUCGUAUUCGUCUGCAUGGCCACUACCGGCUCGUCAUCGAUGUUCCUAGCUUUAAACCGUGCCUUUUUAUUUUCAUAUUUUUGGCAGAUCAGCUUACGUAGAGCAUAAUUGCACUUGUACUUACACACAACAGAGCACAAUGCAUUCUGGAGCUGAUUCAGCAGAGUCUGUUUAGCGAAAUAUCUUUUAUUUGAGUUUGAGUAAAAUAUCCGAGGGGUUUAAAAAUUAAUCACACUCCAAAACAGGAAGGAUCUCGACAAAUACCAAAUAUUUGUAUAAUACUAUUGGUCUUUUAUUAUUAACACAGGUCACAUUCUAAGAACUGUUGAUUUUGUGUAAUGAUAUCUACACACUAAGUAAUCUGUCUGAGCAAUGAAUUAGCUCGUGAUUAACUUAUGAUUUAAUGUGACUGUAUUUUUUAUUGUGCGUAAGAAGUAAAGAGGCUUUUGUUUUCAUAA
Molecule: messenger RNA, 1666 nt
Organism: Tachysurus fulvidraco (yellow catfish)
Lineage: Eukaryota; Metazoa; Chordata; Actinopteri; Siluriformes; Bagridae
Exons: 5
Coding region: 161-901 (246 amino acids)
Source: RefSeq, a predicted model, not a curated record